GUCAAGCUGCCACAUACUUGUUUUUGCAUGCUCUUUCCUAAUACUAUUCAGCCACGCAUUUCUGUCACUAUACCUUCCUCCUUCCCUCUUUUUCUCUCUCCUCCCAAUUUUUUUUAAAAGUAAAUAAUCACUCACUCUUUCAUUCAUUAUCUCUUUAUAAAACCUCCCUUCUUCCUUUCCUCCCUCUUCAUUCACCACUCCAUUACAUUACAUUUACAUACCCUCUUUAAGUUAUAUUAGCCCCUUUGUUGUCAUAAUUAUUGUUUCUUACUCAAUUAUUUCAUACAAUUGAAGAUAUAAUUUUGUGAUGGGGAGUGUUUGUGCUGAGCACCACCACCACCAUUACAAAUUCCACCCUUUGAUUUCGCCUAAGAAAGCCCUACAAGACCUUAAUAUUCCUCCCAGGAAGCUGCUCUCUCGCCGCAGCGACGCGUCGUCUUCGGAUUAUUUCUCGCCUUCGUCUGAGGCGGCUGCUGCUAUGCUGCAUAAGUUUCUUCCUUAUAAUAAUAAUGGUGGGGGUGGUGGUUCAUCUUCUUCUAAUGGAGAUGGUUGCGAUGGUGGUGGUGGAGGUGGUGGGUUUGACCCGGAUGAUGACCCGUACUCGUCUGACGAGUUUCGGAUGUAUGAGUUUAAGGUGAGGAAGUGUACUCGUAGUCGGUCCCAUGAUUGGACCGACUGUCCCUUCUCCCAUCCUGGGGAGAAGGCUCGUCGUCGUGACCCGAGGCGGUUUCAUUACUCGGGGACUGUUUGCCCCGAGUACCGCCGCUCGGGGAGUUGCUCACGAGGCGACGAGUGUGAUUUUGCUCACGGGGUGUUCGAGUGUUGGUUGCACCCCGCGAGGUACCGCACUGAGGCGUGUAAGGAUGGGAAGAGUUGUAAGCGUAAGGUGUGUUUCUUCGCUCACUCGCCUCGUGAGCUUAGGGUCCUUCCCGCCGAGGAGGAUGGCGACGAGAAGGAUAGUUGCACUCAGCGAGGAAAGCAAGAUCAACAGCAUCAUCAUCAUCAACAACAUUGUUGUAGGUAUUGUUGUGCACUUUCUCCUACUUCUACUUUAUUAGGGUUGUCCAACUUCUCCCCACCAAUGUCACCCAUGAAAGCGGUCGGGGCACGACCGCUUUCUCGGUACUCGGACCGAGUGUCUGCAUGUGGUAGUAAGGGUCUUAGUUAUGAGGAUAUGGUGAUUGCUGAGCUUUUGGGGUCAUUGGAAGGAAUUAGCCUCAAUGAGGCCAUGAGCCCCAACAAGGCUAGUCAUGCUCAAGGUCAUGGUCGCGGUCUAUGGGUUGAUGUAGGUGGUUACGAGUCAGGGUCCGGUAUUGUCCCCGGGGACGAAUACCAACAACAACAAGAAUAUCAACAACAACAACAACAACAAAUGCAAUUCUCCGUGUCACCUUCAACACCAAUAAGGAACCAUUUUUUCAAUGCCAACAACGAAUCCGUUGUCGGCGGUGUCAUUGAUGAAAGUCCGGAUAUCGGGUGGGUAAAUGAUCUUCUAAUGUAGAUGUUUCUCUAUAUAUAUAUAUAUAUGGAUCGAUGAUGAAUGAAGACGAUAUCAAGUGAUAAUAAUAAAAAUAAGUCUAUGUAAAUAACUUAGACGGAUUAUGGAUGUUCUUUUGGUAUUAUGAUGAUGUGCCUUCUAGUAGGGAAGUUGUGUAUUGGAGACUAGGAGGGAAUUUUCUAUGUAAUAUUUUUUUUGCUUGAUCUUUAGAUUUUAAUUAAUCCUUCGGAUUUGUAUUUUGAUUUUUCCCACGAAUUUCUAUAUUAUGAAUACUAUUAUUAUUAUUAGGACUACUUUUCCAAUGUAUAUGUAACAAUAAUGGGUGGAUUUGUAACUUCAAAAUUUCAAGGCUGCUUUAUUUUGUUGGCGAUGUAAUGUUUGUAAUGUGUUUUGCAUGGUGAUGUCUACGAAGUAUGAAAGUAUGGUUCAUAUUUUGUAAUUUCAUGGCUGUUACAAUAAUGUACUGUA
This is a messenger RNA of Chenopodium quinoa (quinoa), 1966 nucleotides long. Its product is annotated as zinc finger CCCH domain-containing protein 2-like. The transcript has a single exon. Gene Ontology annotation, molecular function: metal ion binding. Lineage: Eukaryota; Viridiplantae; Streptophyta; Magnoliopsida; Caryophyllales; Amaranthaceae. The record is from RefSeq and is a predicted model, not a curated record. Bases 308 to 1501 code for a protein of 397 amino acids.